GUUUUAUUGUUAGGGGAAAAGAUUAAUGGGUUCAUGGCCUCCACCACCAAGAAGAAGAAGAGCGUGAUUUAAGCUCCGUUGAGGAAUCGUGUAACGACGAUUCCAAAUUAGAAACCCUAAUUUAAUUCCUCCUCUCCACUAUCUUUAAGGUGCGGGGGGGUUUUCUGUUCCUUGAUAUACACGUCUCCUCUCUUGAAUCCAAACCUCUUUCAACGCACCCUUCUCCUUUGUUCUUCGUUCAGAUUCCUACGUGAUGGCGACGACGAGCACAACAAAAGGAAGACCGGACAGGCAGAGCAGCCUGACCAGAUCCAGAUCCCUCGGCCGAAAGCCGAAGCCUCCCGGUUCGUCAGAACACAACUCAACCCCCGAUGGUUCGGACCACAAACCGGACAAGCCUUUGCCAAACUAUCUCAAACCAACAAUAAGCUCAAGACCUGACCCCGUCAAGUUCUUGAAAAAGGGCCUCGACGACAACCACAAGCUCCUCCGUCGACGAUCCUUUGACCAUCCUCCUUCUUUCUCUUCCCCUACUACUGCUUCUACCUCGUCCCCACGAGAUAGACCCUCGGUUUCUAGAGACAGUCACAAGCCUAUCACGGGCCGCUCUUCGUCUUUCCAUGGCAGCAAAACCGGCCCUAGAGGAGGCGGUUCCAUGAAAUCACCUCCCGUGGCUCCGGGUCCAAAGGGCAUAAUGCAGAGCGGUCUGAGCACUAGCAGUUCUUCCUUUCACAGUAAAAAGGAAGGUUCUUCUUUGAUUGAUUCAAAGAAAACUUCAGAGAAGGAAAUCGCCCGAGAAUCUCCUCACGAGGAGGAACAGGAGAUCGUGAAGGUUGAGACCGAUGCAGGAGUGGUGUCUGAUUAUGAUAGAGAAGAACCAAAGUCAGAAGAUAAAGAAGAGCAAUCCAAUGAAUCCAGUGAAGAGAAGAAGGGAAGUGAUCAAACGGAUGCAUCCCCUGUUUUAGAUUGCCCUGAUGCCACCAAAGAAGAAGGAGAAGAGAUACAUGAGGAUAAAGCAGUGGAGCAAAUAGAGGAAACGAAAGCACCCGAGGAAACCCUAGACAACGAGGAUGAACACAAGAUGGAGGAGAGCAGUGGUGAAGUGGCGGCCACUGACGUGAAGGAAGCUGCAAGUCUCAAAGAGAGUACAGAAGAAGAGAAAGCAAACGACACAGAACAAGAGAAUGAAACUGAAAGCAGCAAUGUCAAAGAAGAAACAUCAGAAACAAAGGAAGUGGUAGCAGAGUCACCCGAGGCGACAAAGAGGCAAGUGGUGCAAGGGAAGAAGGAAUCUCCAUCAGCCUACAAUGACGUGAUAGAGAAGACGGCAAGUAAGUUACUUGAAAACAGGAAGAACAAAGUCAAGGCACUUGUCGGUGCCUUUGAGACCGUUAUUGACUAUGAGACUGCUGCAUCCAAGUGAUAUAUAUAUAUAUAUAUAUAUGCACAGGCAAACACAGAAAAAAAGACUUUUUAUUAGCUUCCUAAUGCUUGUGAGGCAGAAGGGCAUUCCAACAUCAAUCCAUCAGCGGCUAAUGUUCCCUCUCUUUCAUCCUUUGCUUGUUCAUUUUCUCUUCUUUUGGUACAGCGUCCAAUUUCCAAAGAAUGAAUUGUAUGUUUUUUCUUUUCUCAAUUUUGAAUGCGAACAAAACGAUGUUUCAUCGGUACUGCACA
This is a messenger RNA of Tarenaya hassleriana, 1674 nucleotides long. Its product is annotated as serine/threonine-protein phosphatase 4 regulatory subunit 2-A. The record is from RefSeq and is a predicted model, not a curated record. Bases 254 to 1423 code for a protein of 389 amino acids. The transcript has 2 exons. Gene Ontology annotation, molecular function: calmodulin binding. Lineage: Eukaryota; Viridiplantae; Streptophyta; Magnoliopsida; Brassicales; Cleomaceae.